Notolabrus celidotus (New Zealand spotty) is the source of this 2267-nucleotide messenger RNA. RefSeq names its product histone acetyltransferase KAT5-like. The record is from RefSeq and is a predicted model, not a curated record. Lineage: Eukaryota; Metazoa; Chordata; Actinopteri; Labriformes; Labridae. Gene Ontology annotation, molecular function: histone acetyltransferase activity. Gene Ontology annotation, biological process: regulation of DNA-templated transcription.
UAUGAUUUCAUCUUGCCGUUUAUUUCAUCUUUGUCUUGGACCGGCAUUUUCCCACAACACCCCGCUGCUGCUCUUACAGAUGACGAAAAUGGCGGAUAGCUCGUCUUCGGUCGAGAUUGUCGAGGGCUGUCGCCUCCCCGUUCUUCGUAAAAACCAAGAACACGAGGACGAAUGGCCUCUCGCCGAAAUUCUAAGCGUGAAGGAGGUCUCCUCACGAAAGCUUUUCUAUGUUCACUACAUCGACUUCAACAAGCGCCUGGAUGAGUGGGUCACAGCAGACAGGCUGGACAUGAAGAAGCUUCAGUUCCCUAAGAAAGAAGCUAAAACACCAACCAAGAAUGGUCUGUCAGGAUCCCGCCCCAGUUCUCCUGAGAGGGAAGUGAGGAAGAGUCUAGAGCUCAACGUACAAUCUGCCACAGCUCCAUCCCGAGGCAAAACACUCCCCACACCGCUAUCGGGGCAUGCUGACCUGCAUGGAACUCCAGAGAUAAACAACCACGACACAAAAAAAGAAGAAGAAGUUUCAGUCGUGCAGAUCACAUCUGGAAGUGGUUUAACACUGAGUGUGUCCAAGAGUCUGUCCAGUGUUUGCACUGGACUUGACAAGCCACGCGUCAAGAAGAGGAAAGUAGAAGCCGUCCCCUUGGCGACUCAGGUAUCCCCGGUCACCCCCGUGCCCUCCCUGCCAGGUUCAGCUGAAGCCUCUCAGGCAUCUGUUUUUCCUGCUGCGAGGGAGACCAACACCUUCAAGACCCGGGAAGACCACGAACCGAUCUCCUUGCUUACAACGAACGGCACAGCCAGACGACUUAUCCCUACACAGCCCGGGAGAAAAAGGAAAGCUAACUGUGGAGGAGCUGACGAGAUGAUAAAGGUUUUGCAGUAUAACAAGCCUCAAAGUGCCAGCGUCUUUCUACCACCACCAGAGGUCUGAUCCCAGGACAGCUCUGAUGGCAUUCCCACUGCGCCCCGCAUGAGCAGUUUGGUAUCCGACCGCAGCCAAGACGACAUUGUCACCCGGAUGAAAAACAUAGAGUGCAUAGAGCUGGGACGUCACAGGCUGAAGCCCUGGUACUUCUCACCGUACCCAGAACUCACCACGCUGCCCAUCCUCUACCUCUGUGAAUUCUGUCUCAAGUACCUCAAGAGCCUGAAGUGUCUGCAGAGGCAUUUGACAAAAUGUAAUCUCAGACAUCCACCAGUCAAUGAGAUCUACCGCAAGGGCACCAUCUCGUUCUUUGAGAUUGACGGCAGGAAAAUAAAGUUAACAUAUUCCCAGAACUUAUGUUUACUUGCUAAGUGUUUCCUGGACCAUAAAACCCUGUAUUACGACACAGACCCUUUCCUCUUCUAUGUAAUGACUGAGUACGACUCCAAAGGGUUUCACAUAGUGGGCUACUUCUCUAAGGAAAAAGAGUCAACUGAAGAUUAUAACGUUGCCUGCAUCCUGACAUUACCUCCCUACCAGAGGAGAGGUUAUGGCAAAUUGCUCAUUGAGUUCAGUUACGAGCUGUCCAAAGUAGAAGGUAAGACGGGCACCCCUGAGAAGCCGCUCUCUGACCUGGGUCUUCUGUCCUAUCGCUCCUACUGGUCCCAGACCAUCCUGGAAAUUCUCAUGGACCUAAAACCUGACAACGGAGAGAGGCCGCAGAUUACCAUCAAUGAGAUCAGUGAGAUCACAAGUAAGAAAGAAGACGUCAUUUCAACCCUUCAGUACCUUAACCUCAUCAACUAUACAAAGGGUCAAUACAUCCUGACUCUUUCAGAGGACAUUGUUGAUGGUCAUGAAAGGGCGAUGCAGAAGAGACACUUGCGCAUUGAUCCAAAAUGUCUCCACUUCACACCUAAAGACUGGAGCAAGAGGGGCAAGUGGUAGAGUCCCUGGCCUGGUUCACUGUUUACCUUCUGUAAACCUGCAGAUGGUAGACUUAAAAACAAACUGUGGAUCAGGUAAAUGAUUUCAUCAUGACUGUCUCAAUGAAACAUGGAAACUUUUUUGAACCCACAAAAGGACUGCUCUUCAGGAAAAAAAGCAAAGAACACAACAUUUCACUUGGGAUCUGAAAGCUUUUAUUGUCAAUAUUCAUAAUGUUACGGGGUUUAAAAGGUUCUCAGCAUCUGAUUUUUAAAAAAAGAUCAGCGGUGACACUAACACAAAUAAAACACACCCACUUCUUUUGAUAGAUCCUGUUUGUGACAAUACAUUUAAACUGAGACAAGGUAACUGUUUAAAAGUGUAAAUUAAUUAAAAAAUUUGAAUAAGAUAA